AAGCCGGGUGAAGCAAAAGCGGCAGCCGACAUUCCUUCAGCGGUCAAGGCAACGGAUGAAAACAUCGGUGAUGGGCAGCCUGCUUUGGAGAAACGCAUCAGUCGUUUAGAGCAGGCGAUUGGCGGCACCGCUGGGCUUGACGCAGCUUCCAAAGUGCCAUUGGCAGAAGCAGUUGAAGAGAUGCAACUACGGCUGCAGCUGUUAAAUCCGACUCACAUUGACGGCCUCCACGCGCGCGCCACUAAAUUACUUGCCAAAAUGCAACAGAACGAAAAAGAGGAUUCGGAGUUCGAGGAAAAGGUUGAAAAGCUGUACGAUAUGAUGAACAGAUGGGAUGCUGCUUGCAUUGGAUUACCGUCGGCAGUACGAAGGAUGUAUGAUUUGAGAAAACUUCAUGAACAAGCGGAGCAGUUCAGCAAGAAACUAAGUCUACUAAUGGGUAUCCGCGAGCAACUUUCCAAAACAAUGAAAAAUAAAGAAUUGGCCAUGCUUGAAUUCCGUGAACAGAUACACGGCGCGUUGGAAAAGCUUACCUCCGAUAUGGAAAAAUUGGAGGAGCGAAUCAAAAAAUUAGCUCCCUGA
Messenger RNA from Gongylonema pulchrum, 582 nucleotides. The record is from the annotation of a GenBank genome assembly. Lineage: Eukaryota; Metazoa; Nematoda; Chromadorea; Rhabditida; Gongylonematidae.